Molecule: messenger RNA, 2760 nt
Organism: Moesziomyces antarcticus
Lineage: Eukaryota; Fungi; Basidiomycota; Ustilaginomycetes; Ustilaginales; Ustilaginaceae
Product: dihydroceramide delta(4)-desaturase
Exons: 4
Coding region: 1-2760 (919 amino acids)
Biological process (GO): ceramide biosynthetic process
Cellular component (GO): membrane
Molecular function (GO): protein binding; sphingolipid delta-4 desaturase activity
Source: RefSeq, a predicted model, not a curated record
AUGGCCGCUGCGAUGGCUUCGGGAUCGUCAUCGUCGAGCGCCAAUGCGGGCCCGAGCGACUCCAAGAAGCUCGCCAUCACAUCGCAGCUCAUGUCCGGAUUCAAGCCGGCCAAGGUGUUUACGCAGUAUACCACCAAGGGCACUUCGAUCACCUCGGCCUCUUUCGACGACACGGGCGCAUUCUGCGUGACGACGGGGCAAGACGAUCACAUUCAGCUGUACGAUGUGCGCACGGGCACGCACAAGUCGACGUGCGCCUCGUUCAAGUACGGCGCCCACCUGGCGCGCUUCACGCACAGUGCGCACGCGCUCAUCUAUGCGUCGACCAAGGAGAACAACGCGAUCCGCCAGUACAGCUUCAAGACCAAGGCGUAUGUGCGCUACUAUCUGGGCCACGAGAAGCCCGUGGUGUCGCUCCAGAUGAGUCCGCAGAACGACACGUUUCUGUCGGCGAGUGUGGACGAGGCGGUGCGGCUGUGGGAUCUGCGCUCACCCCACCACGUCGGGCACAUGAACGUGCGUGGACAUCCCGUCGUCGCGUACGAUCCGUCCGGCAGGGUAUUUGCGGUGGCGAUCAACGAGCGCGCGACGGUGCUGCUGUACGAUCUGCGCAAGUUCGAUCAGAAUCCGUUCGAGGUGAUCCAUCUGGACGACUCGGCGGCGCUGUCCAAGGUGUCGAUGCCACCGCGCGUGCCCGUCAUCACGUCGCUCACGUUCAGCAACGACAGCCAGUACCUGCUGCUGGGCACUUCGAGCGACGUCCACUAUGUGGUCGAUACGCUGCCCGAGUCCGGGCAAGAGGCGGGCGUGGUGGCGAGGCUGGUGGGGCACGAGGGACUCGAACGCGCCUCGGGCACGGCCAUGGGCAUGGUCGCCGAGGCAGGCAUCAGCGGGCAAGAGGUGUGCUGGAGCCCGGACGGCAAGUGGGUGCUCUCCGGCUCGGCGGAUGGCUCGGUGGUCUUUUGGCACAUCGACCUGGACGAGGCGCGGCGCAACGAGUUCCGCAACCUGCGUCCGCGCUUCAAGCAGUCCGGCCACGACGCCACCAGUCGCGUGCUCGCCUUCAAUCCGCGAUUCGCUCAGUUCAUGAGUGCCGGAGCGGAAGUUGCAUUCUGGCUGCCCGAACUGCCAGAAGAGCGCAGCGCAGCGCAGCCCAGCCAGCGGUCGAAUGAGCGCCGAGUCGAGGCUUCUCCAGAUAGGCAGCGCUUAGGGGUCCUUGCUGGUGGUCCACCUGGAUACGGCGAUAGAAUCGAGCACACGCCCCCAGCUCUGGCAUCCACUAGGUGCAGCCAGCCUCGAACCUCGAACGCGGCUCGAACGCGCGGCCCGUUUGCCACACGAGAUCUCUCGCAGCCGCUGGUCGUCUGCGCAUCUUUGUGCGAGAUGCUGUCCACGCUGACGGACGGCGCACGACGCGCCAUGAACUCGACCGUGCACGUCGACUGGUCGCUGUACGGCGGAGCCGAGCGCACCUCGCCACCCACCACCGCGCCGCGUCCGCAUCUGCGCUCGCACGUCUCGAGCACCUCGUCAUCGUCCACGUCGUCGGCACGCAACUCGCGCGCGUCCUCGCCGCAGUUCUCGCACACCGCCGACUCGUCCACCUCGUUCACCAGCGACGACGACGAUGCCCCUUCCAACACCGCGAAGCACGAGCUCGACGACGCGCCGCUGCCCGACGUCUCUCGCGCGCAAAACACCAUGCUGCCGCCCGGAUCGCAGUCGGUUAGCGCACAAGCUACCGACGGCAAGGCGUGGAUGCCCCGCAUCGCAUCCACGGACCAGCAAGAUUUCCUCUGGAUGCACACCGAGGAGCCGCACCGCUCGCGGCGCAUGGCCAUCCUCAAGGCGCAUCCCGAAGUGCGUCGGCUCAUGGGCUACGAGCCGCUCACCAAGUACGUCUCGCUCGGCGUGCUGCUGCUCCAACUCGGCCUGGCGGUGUAUCUGGGCAAGCACACGUCGCUGCAUCCGUUUUCAUGGCAGUUCCUGCUUCUCGCCUACGCCGUGGGAGGUACGGCGAACCAGAACACGUUCCUGGCGAUCCACGAGAUCACGCACAACCUCGCCUUCCGCGGGCUGCGCGCCAACCGUGUCUGGGCGAUUCUCGUGAAUGGCGCCAUUGGCGUGCCGUAUGCUAUGGCGUUUAAGCCGUACCAUCUCGAACACCACAAGUACCUCGGUGAGGACGGCACGGAUACGGAUCUGCCCACGAAGCUCGAGAGUGUGCUGUUGCGCAACGUGCUCGGCAAGACGUUCUUUGCCACGUUCCAGAUCUUCUUUUACGCGCUGCGUCCCGGCUUCGUUCGAGCCCAACGACCGACGAUCUGGCACGCCCUCAACAUCGCCUUUAUCGCUGUGCUCGAUGUUGCACUUGUGCGGUACGCGGGAUGGAGGGCGCUGGUGUAUCUGUUGGAGAGCAGCUUCUUUGCGGGCAGUUUGCAUCCGUGUGCAGCGCAUUUUAUCGCCGAACACUACAUGUUUGGCGGGAUCCAGCAAGAGACCUGGUCGUACUAUGGACCGCUCAACGUGCUGGCGUAUAACGUGGGGUAUCAUAACGAGCACCACGACUUUCCCAGCGUGCCAUGGACACGGUUGCCACAGCUAAGGAAGAUGGCACCCGAGUUUUACGAUGUGCUGCCGCGCCACACGAGCUGGCCCAUGGUGACGGUGCGGUUCAUCUUGGGCACCGACUCCGGGCUGUGGGCUAGGAUCAAGAGGCCCAAUCGAGACGCGUUGCGAUCGCACGCCAAGACGCAGUAG